Messenger RNA from Balaenoptera ricei (Rice's whale), 1014 nucleotides. RefSeq lists its product as uncharacterized. The record is from RefSeq and is a predicted model, not a curated record. Lineage: Eukaryota; Metazoa; Chordata; Mammalia; Artiodactyla; Balaenopteridae. The transcript is spliced from 4 exons. The coding region runs from base 1 to 1014 and encodes 337 amino acids. Gene Ontology annotation, cellular component: cytoplasm; nucleus. Gene Ontology annotation, biological process: regulation of DNA-templated transcription.
AUGAACGCUAAACGGUUCUUCCGUAGGUCUUCGGUCCAUGCGGGGUGGGGUCCUGCUGGGACUUCCGAGGACCACGUCUGUCAGAGAACAUCCCGGCCCCAACUUGAGUGCUCUGUGCUCACAGCCCAGAGAUGGGAACCAGUGAGGCUCCUUCUAAAGAGACUCAGGGCUGAGGUGAAUGGACGCCAAUCUAAGAGACUAGGUCAGGGCCAGAUCCUGACAACCUCCUUCACCAGGUCUGAGGACCUUCGGCCUCCUCGUGUCAGGCCAGAGGGUCCUGCUCCUUGCUCUGGGAACCUUGACCUCGGACCAGCUUCCACCUCCUUCACCAGGUCUGAGGACCUUCGGCCUCCUCGUGUCAGGAACCUCUCCCCAGUCGUCACAGCUGCUUGUCUAGACGGUAAACGCCUAUGGGAUAAAGUGCCCAGGCUGGCAGGGCAGAGGUACAAGGGUUCACCAUGUAGGGAUGACCAUCUGCUUCGAAGUGCUGGAAGGGUUAUCUCCAAGUAUCAUACCUUGUGCCAUCCCUCAUUCUGGCCUCUGUACGAAGCAGCCUCAGGCAGAGGCCUCAGGGCCAGCCUAGCAGGACAUCAGAGUGGAGAGCAGCCGCCCAGGGAUGCAGGGUUCCCAGUGAUGUGCUGUGAGGAUGUCUUCCUUUCUGACCCUCUGCUGCCCUGUGGGCAGUGUGUUCCCCUGUACCUGUCUCAGGCCCCUCAGCAGGUGAUGGGCUCUCUGAAGCUGCUGGUCCCACCCCCAGGCAUGUCCCCCUGGGUCCUCCCCACUCCAUCCUCUGGCUGCUCCACCGCCUGGCUCAGGGGGCCUGAGCCGAUCGCCCUCACUGGCCUCCUGCAGAUGAGCCAGGGGGAGCCAGGACCCAGCUCCCCGGGGGCUCCCAUGCCCCCUGCUGGCCCCCCAGACCCUGCCUCUGACCACCCAGGUGCCGGUGGUGGCCAGAGCUGUUCUCACUGGGUGGACCCAUCUCCCCCACGGGCCCCGGACAACCAAGGUCCAUAG